GCUUUGGCUGCCCGUCCUCCAGCAUCCCGACCUUCUCAGCCUCACAGACAGAAUCUCUCGGGAACCUGGGAAGAAAACAAGCCAUCUUUGCAAGGAUUUGGGCAACAAUUCACAUGCUAUUCUGCACACAGAUCACCAAGAGGACCACCAGAGACUACCAUAGCGUGGCACUCCAACAUGCAAGUGAUAUUAUGCACUUUGUUUUUCCUCCAUAUGAGCACUUGGUCCCAGGCUGACUCCUGUCCUGAUGCCUGUGAGUGCUCAGAAUGGAAGAGUCACACCAUCUCCUGUGCUGACAUUGAUAGACUUCCCGAUUUCCCUGCAGGCACAGAGACUCUAUGGCUUUUCGAGACGCGCCUGUCCUCUGUGCCGUCAGAUGCUUUUGCCAACCUGGUCAACAUCUCGCGGAUAUAUAUAUCGGUGGAUGUGACCCUGCAGAGACUAGAGAGGAACUGCUUUCACGGCCUGAGGAAAAUCACCCACAUAGAAAUACGGAAUGCAAAGAGUUUAACCUACGUUGACCCUGAAGCUUUUAAGAAUCUCCCAAACCUGAAAUACCUCGGUAUUUUCAAUACAGGCCUUACCGUCUUUCCUGACCUGAGCAACAUCCACUCUAAUGACAACAACUUCAUCCUGGAAAUUGUAGAUCAUCCCUACAUGACCGUGAUCCCGCCCAACUCAUUCAGUGGCAUCACCAGCGAUGUGCUGACAGUGAUGUUGUACGGCAACGGCUUCAGAGAAAUCCAACAUCACGCGUUCAACGGGACCAAGCUGGACCAAGUGGACCUCCACAGGAAUAAGUAUUUAACCACGUUGGACGAAAGUGCAUUUGUCGGCACUGUCAGCGGGCCCAUGCUUCUAGACGUAUCCCAGACAGGUAUCACCUCCCUGCCCACCAGCGGUAUGGAGUCCCUAAGAGAGCUGAAAGCACGCAAUGUCUGGGCGCUAAAGAAACUGCCACCCAUCAAAACCUUCAAGCACCUUACCACUGCUAACCUCACCUAUCCCAGCCACUGCUGCGGCUUCAAAAAUCUCAAAAAGAAACGAGGGUUUUUGGAGUAUAUCAUCUGCAACCUGACGGCGUUCUAUGAUCAGCAUCACAAGCGUUCUGUGGCACCCCUGCACAGCCCCUCCCUCCACGGUGUCAUCGAAGAGGUCCCAGAGGAGCCGAGCGAUGGCGGUCACGGAGGCGACUUCCAUGGCAGCCUGCACUACCACGCCUAUUUCGGGGGCCAUCCAGAUGAGAACGUCGGCUUUGGCGAGACCCUGAAGAACCCCCAGGAGGACACCAGUCAGGACUUUGAUAAUCGUUACGAUUACGUGGUGUGCGAGGAGGGUGAGGAAGUGUCGUGCGUGCCGGUGCCUGAUGAGUUCAACCCUUGCGAAGACAUCAUGGGCUUUGCCUUCCUAAGAGUGUCGGUGUGGUUUGUGAGUCUGCUGGCUGUUCUCGGAAAUGUGGUGGUGCUCCUGGUGCUGCUCACAAGCCACUACAAGCUCUCGGUGUCCCGCUUCCUCAUGUGCCACCUGGCUUUUGCUGACCUCUGCAUGGGGAUUUACCUGCUGCUCAUCGCCUCGGUGGACCUCCACACGCGGGCCGAGUACUUUAACCACGCCAUCGACUGGCAAACGGGCCCCGGCUGUGCACUCGCAGGGUUUUUCACCGUGUUUGCCAGCGAGUUGUCAGUCUACACUCUGACUGUGAUCACUCUUGAGAGGUGGUACGCGAUCACGUUUGCAAUGCGGCUCGACCGGAAGCUUCAUCUCCACCACGCGGCCGCAGUGAUGCUCGGGGGAUGGAUCUUCUGCCUCCUUCUGGCGCUGCUUCCUCUAGUUGGGGUUAGCAGCUACCAGAAAGUCAGCAUCUGUCUACCAAUGGACAUCCAGUCCACCGAAGCUCUGGUCUACGUCAUCUCGGUGCUGGUCCUCAACAUCAUAGCCUUUCUGGUGAUCUGUGCUUGCUAUGUCAAGAUCUACUGCGCCGUCCAUAAUCCUCAAUACCGAUCCAGAUCCAAGGAUACUAACAUCGCAAAACGCAUGGCUGUCCUCAUCUUUACCGACUUCCUAUGCAUGGCGCCGAUUUCCUUCUACGCCAUGUCAGCAGUGUUGAAGCAGCCGCUCAUCACAGUCUCCAACUCCAAGAUACUCCUGGUGCUCUUCUACCCACUCAACUCCUGUGCCAACCCGUUCCUUUACGCUAUCUUCACCAAGGCCUUCCGUGGAGAUGUCUUCAUCCUGCUCAGUAAAGUAGGUCUCUGCCAACGGCAAGCUCAAGUAUUCAGAGGUCAGACAGUCUCAUCUAAAGGGAGCAGCGGGACAUCCCAAGUCCGUAAAGACAAGGACAAAUUCAGAAAAAGUCAGAAUAACAAGACAAUUCACCUGAAGAAGUGCUCCGGGUGUACAUAUCAUCAGGUGGUCAGCAGGCAGGCAAACCCUGAGGAGAACCAGAACCUGGAGACGUGAGCUGAACACCAGCCCGAACUCUUUAAAGGAAAAAGUCCUUGAAGUGUUUUCCGGCGGAUCUGUUGGAAUAUUUAACAGAAAGCUCCAGUGGUCUUCCAUUCACCGGCCAAGUUCAGCUGUUUUCACGAUUUCAGUUGUGAUGAUUUUACGCUUCCAGUUGGUGGAGAAUAUCAAGUGUCACUGAAAUAUGACUUUGACCUCAUCUCGACAACCCUGAGGCCUUGUUACGCAAGCACAGCGGGGCUGGCAAUGAGCAAAAGCUCUUCUAAAAGGAGUGAAAAGUAAUGCAUGCAACUAUUUUCUCGAAUGAUUGGAGUAUAUAAAAUCUGAUUUUUAUUACAACGAUCUCACAAGUACAGUACAGUUUCUGUCACAGUUGCACUUAAUGGUGAUUAGUGGUGGUCAGCCUGCUAAAAGGGAGUACUAGGGUUAUAGCAAAAACAAAAUACAUCAACAAAAAUUAAGAAUUAAAUAAAAAUGAAGAGAAAAAGCCAAAAUUACCAAAAUAACAUGAUUUUAUUCUCUCAUUUUCUGAGAAAAUAAUCAAUUGCACCACCAAAAGAAUAAAGGUUGAUUUUUAAUGUUUUAACGUGCUCGUAGUAAGUUUCAUUCAUGUUAUGACUUGAUUAAAUUACAACUUCUAGGAUUACCACUUUAUUCUCUGAAAAUGUUUGCGUAUUACUUAUGCAACGAUAUUCUUGUAUCGUGAAAUAAGGUCAAAUUUAUUUAUAUAGCACAAAGUGCUGUACAGCAGCCAAUAAAACACAAACUACACAAAACAUACCCAAUAGUAAAAAGUACUAUUAAAAAUACAGUAAAAACAAUACACACAAAAAAACACCAAUGACACUACUAAAACAGUCAAAACAGUCAAAACAAUGCCCAGGUUAAUAGUUCAACUUUUUCCUUGUAAUAGGACUUUGUCAAAUUAGAACUAAUUAUU
This is a messenger RNA of Dunckerocampus dactyliophorus (ringed pipefish), 3403 nucleotides long. It is a transcript of the gene tshr, whose product is annotated as thyroid stimulating hormone receptor. NCBI's taxonomy places the organism in Eukaryota, Metazoa, Chordata, Actinopteri, Syngnathiformes, Syngnathidae. Gene Ontology annotation, biological process: G protein-coupled receptor signaling pathway. Gene Ontology annotation, cellular component: membrane. Bases 178 to 2460 code for a protein of 760 amino acids. The record is from RefSeq and is a predicted model, not a curated record. The transcript is spliced from 10 exons. Gene Ontology annotation, molecular function: thyroid-stimulating hormone receptor activity.